AUGAACCCCCCGGAGGGGGCAGCGGAGGAAGGAGGAGCCGCCGACUCGGACGUGGACGCCUUUUUCCGGACAGGCUCUUUUCGGAAUGAUGGUUUGAAAGCUUCUGAUGUCCUUCCCAUCCUAAAGGAAAAAGUGGCCUUCGUGUCUGGGGGCCGUGAUAAGCGAGGUGGACCCAUCCUGACCUUCCCUGCUCGCAGCAAUCAUGACAGAAUAAGACAGGAAGACCUGCGGAAACUGGUGACCUAUCUGGCCAGCGUGCCAAGCGAGGACGUGUGCAAACGUGGCUUCACCGUCAUCAUCGACAUGCGGGGGUCCAAGUGGGACCUCAUCAAGCCCCUCCUCAAGACGCUGCAAGAAGCCUUUCCCGCUGAGAUCCAUGUGGCCCUCAUCAUCAAACCCGACAACUUCUGGCAGAAACAGAAGACCAACUUUGGCAGCUCCAAAUUCAUCUUUGAGACGAGCAUGGUGUCCGUGGAGGGCCUCACGAAGCUGGUGGACCCCUCCCAGCUGACGGAGGAGUUCGAUGGCUCCCUGGACUACAACCACGAGGAGUGGAUCGAGCUGCGGCUCUCCCUGGAGGAGUUCUUCAACAGCGCCGUGCACCUGCUCUCACGCCUUGAAGACCUGCAGGAGAUGCUGGCCCGGAAGGAGUUCCCCGUGGACGUGGAGGGCUCGAGGCGGCUAAUUGAUGAACACACACAGCUGAAGAAGAAGGUGCUGAAGGCGCCUGUGGAGGAGCUGGACCGGGAGGGGCAGCGACUGCUGCAGUGCAUCCGCUGCAGUGACGGCUUCUCAGGGCGCAACUGCAUCCCGGGCAGUGCCGACUUCCAGAGCUUGGUGCCCAAGAUCACCAGCCUCUUGGACAAGCUGCACUCCACCCGGCAGCACCUGCACCAGAUGUGGCAUGUGCGCAAGCUCAAGCUAGACCAGUGCUUCCAGCUGCGGCUCUUCGAGCAGGACGCUGAAAAGAUGUUUGACUGGAUAAGCCACAACAAGGAGUUAUUCCUCCAGAGCCAUACAGAGAUCGGAGUCAGCUACCAGCACGCCCUAGACCUCCAGACACAGCACAAUCACUUUGCCAUGAACUCCAUGAAUGCCUAUGUCAACAUCAACCGCAUCAUGUCUGUGGCUUCCCGCCUCUCAGAGGCUGGCCACUAUGCUUCACAGCAAAUCAAGCAGAUCUCCACGCAGCUAGACCAGGAGUGGAAGAGUUUCGCAGCUGCCCUGGAUGAACGCAGCACCAUCCUCGCCAUGUCUGCUGUGUUCCAUCAGAAGGCUGAGCAGUUCUUGUCGGGAGUGGAUGCCUGGUGCAAGAUGUGCAGUGAAGGUGGCCUGCCAUCUGAGAUGCAGGACCUGGAGCUGGCGAUCCACCACCACCAGUCUUUGUAUGAGCAGGUGACCCAGGCCUACACAGAGGUCAGCCAGGACGGCAAAGCUCUGCUGGAUGUGCUGCAGCGGCCCCUGAGUCCCGGGAACUCCGAGUCCCUCACGGCCACAGCCAACUACUCCAAGGCGGUGCACCAGGUGCUGGAUGUGGUGCACGAAGUGCUGCACCACCAGCGGCGGCUCGAGAGCAUCUGGCAGCACCGCAAGGUGCGGCUCCACCAGCGCCUGCAGCUCUGCGUCUUCCAGCAGGACGUCCAGCAGGUGUUAGAUUGGAUUGAAAACCACGGCGAGGCCUUUCUCAGCAAGCACACAGGGGUCGGGAAGUCUCUGCACCGAGCUCGGGCCCUGCAGAAGAGGCAUGAUGACUUCGAAGAGGUGGCUCAGAAUACAUACACCAAUGCGGACAAGCUCCUAGAAGCAGCAGAGCAGCUGGCUCAGACAGGGGAAUGUGACCCGGAGGAGAUCUACAAGGCAGCUAGACACCUGGAGGUGCGCAUCCAAGACUUCGUGCGCAGGGUGGAGCAGCGGAAGCUUCUGCUGGACAUGUCUGUCUCCUUCCAUACUCACACCAAAGAGCUAUGGACAUGGAUGGAAGACCUUCAGAAGGAGAUGCUGGAGGAUGUCUGUGCAGACUCUGUGGAUGCGGUCCAGGAACUGAUCAAGCAGUUCCAGCAGCAGCAGACCGCCACUCUGGAUGCCACACUUAAUGUCAUCAAGGAGGGCGAAGACCUUAUCCAGCAACUCAGGUCAGCGCCUCCCUCCCUGGGGGAGCCCAGCGAGGCCAGGGACUCGGCUGUGUCCAACAACAAGACGCCCCAUAGUAGCUCCAUCAGCCACAUAGAGUCGGUGCUGCAGCAGCUGGAUGACGCCCAGGUGCAAAUGGAGGAGCUGUUCCACGAGCGCAAGAUCAAGCUGGACAUCUUCCUACAGCUGCGCAUCUUUGAGCAGUACACCAUUGAGGUGACAGCAGAGCUCGACGCUUGGAAUGAGGAUUUGCUUCGGCAGAUGAAUGACUUCAACACGGAGGAUCUAACACUGGCAGAACAGCGGCUGCAGCGCCACACAGAGCGGAAGCUAGCCAUGAACAACAUGACCUUUGAGGUCAUCCAGCAGGGCCAGGAUCUGCACCAGUACAUCAUGGAGGUCCAGGCCUCAGGGAUUGAGUUAAUCUGUGAAAAAGACAUUGAUCUGGCAGCCCAGGUACAAGAGCUAUUAGAGUUUCUCCAUGAGAAACAGCAUGAGUUGGAGCUCAACGCAGAGCAGACCCACAAGCGACUUGAGCAGUGCCUCCAGCUGCGGCACCUCCAGGCCGAGGUCAAACAGGUCCUGGGAUGGAUCCGCAAUGGGGAGUCAAUGCUCAAUGCCAGCCUGGUCAAUGCCAGCUCUUUGUCUGAAGCAGAGCAGCUACAGCGGGAGCAUGAGCAGUUCCAACUAGCCAUCGAGUCCCUCUUUCAUGCCACUUCCUUGCAGAAGACACACCAGAGCGCCCUGCAGGUUCAGCAGAAAGCUGAGGCCCUGCUCCAGGCUGGUCACUAUGAUGCAGAUGCCAUCCGGGAAUGUGCUGAGAAGGUGGCCCUCCACUGGCAGCAACUCAUGCUCAAGAUGGAAGACCGACUGAAACUGGUCAAUGCCUCAGUGGCCUUUUAUAAAACUUCUGAGCAGGUCUGUAGUGUCCUGGAGAGCUUAGAGCAAGAAUACCGAAGAGAUGAAGACUGGUGUGGUGGACGAGAUAAAUUGGGGCCAGCAGCAGAGAUCGACCACGUCAUUCCACUCAUCAGUAAACAUUUGGAACAAAAGGAAGCCUUUCUUAAGGCCUGCACCCUGGCACGGCGGAAUGCUGAGGUCUUUCUCAAGUACAUCCAUAGGAACAACGUCAGCAUGCCCAGUGCUGCCAGCCACACCCGAGGACCCGAACAGCAAGUGAAAGCCAUCCUGAGUGAGCUCUUACAGAGGGAGAACCGUGUCCUGCACUUCUGGACAUUGAAGAAGCGGCGGUUAGACCAGUGUCAGCAAUACGUGGUGUUUGAGCGAAGCGCCAAGCAGGCACUAGACUGGAUCCAAGAAACAGGUGAAUAUUACCUCUCAACACAUACCUCCACCGGGGAGACCACAGAGGAGACUCAGGAACUGCUGAAAGAAUAUGGGGAGUUCAGGGUGCCUGCCAAGCAAACAAAGGAGAAGGUGAAGCUUCUGAUUCAGCUGGCUGAUAGCUUUGUGGAAAAAGGUCACAUUCAUGCCACAGAGAUCAGGAAAUGGGUGACCACAGUGGACAAGCAUUACAGAGACUUCUCCCUGAGGAUGGGAAAAUACCGGUACUCCCUGGAGAAAGCCCUAGGAGUCAACACAGAGGAUAACAAGGACCUGGAGCUGGACAUCAUCCCAGCAAGCCUUUCAGAUCGUGAGGUCAAGCUCCGGGAUGCCAACCACGAGGUCAAUGAAGAGAAGCGGAAAUCAGCCAGAAAAAAAGAAUUCAUUAUGGCAGAAUUGCUCCAGACAGAGAAGGCUUAUGUGAGAGACUUACACGAGUGCUUAGAGACCUACCUGUGGGAGAUGACCAGUGGUGUGGAGGAGAUCCCCCCUGGGAUCCUUAAUAAGGAGCACAUCAUCUUUGGCAACAUCCAGGAGAUCUACGAUUUUCAUAACAACAUCUUCCUCAAAGAACUGGAGAAGUAUGAGCAGCUGCCUGAGGAUGUGGGACACUGCUUUGUUACUUGGGCAGACAAAUUUCAGAUGUACGUCACCUACUGUAAAAACAAGCCUGAUUCCAACCAGCUGAUCCUGGAGCAUGCAGGCACCUUCUUUGAUGAGAUACAGCAGCGGCAUGGUCUGGCCAACUCCAUUUCUUCCUACCUAAUUAAGCCUGUCCAGAGGAUUACCAAGUACCAGCUGCUCCUGAAGGAACUUUUAACUUGCUGUGAAGAAGGAAAAGGGGAGCUCAAGGAAGGCCUGGAGGUGAUGCUUAGUGUCCCAAAGAGAGCCAACGACGCCAUGCACGUCAGCAUGCUGGAAGGGUUCGACGAGAACCUGGACGUGCAGGGGGAGCUGAUUUUACAAGAUGCCUUUCAAGUGUGGGACCCCAAGUCGCUGAUCCGGAAGGGGCGGGAGCGACACCUAUUCCUCUUUGAGAUCUCCUUGGUUUUCAGCAAGGAGAUCAAAGACUCUUCAGGACACACGAAAUAUGUUUACAAGAACAAGCUACUGACCUCAGAGCUGGGUGUGACCGAACACGUAGAGGGUGAUCCCUGCAAAUUCGCCUUGUGGUCUGGGCGCACCCCAUCCUCAGACAAUAAAACAGUGCUGAAAGCCUCCAACAUAGAAACCAAGCAGGAGUGGAUCAAGAACAUUCGAGAGGUGAUUCAAGAAAGGAUCAUUCACCUGAAAGGAGCUUUGAAGGAGCCAAUUCAGCUCCCCAAAACGCCAGCCAAACAGAGGAACAAUAGUAAGAGGGAUGGAGUGGAGGAUGUUGACAGCCAGGGGGACGGGAGCAGCCAGCCAGACACCAUCUCCAUUGCCUCGAGGACCUCCCAGAACACAGCGGACAGUGACAAGCUCUCUGGUGGCUGUGAGUUGACCGUGGUGCUCCAGGACUUCAACGCAGGCCACAGCAGCGAGCUGAGCAUCCAGGUGGGACAGACGGUGGAGCUGCUAGAGCGGCCGAGCGAGCGGCCAGGCUGGUGUCUGGUCCGAACCACGGAGCGGAGCCCCCCCCAGGAGGGCCUGGUCCCCAGCAGCGCCCUGUGCAUCUCCCACUCCCGAAGCAGCGUGGAGAUGGACUGCUUCUUCCCCCUGGUGAAAGAUGCGUACUCUCAUUCCUCAAGUGAAAACGGAGGCAAGUCCGAGUCGGUGGCCAACCUGCAGGCCCAACCAUCCCUGAACUCCAUCCACAGCUCCCCGGGGCCCAAGCGGUCCACCAACACCCUGAAGAAGUGGCUGACGAGUCCCGUGCGCCGGCUUAACAGUGGGAAAGCAGAUGGAAACAUCAAGAAGCAGAAGAAAGUACGAGACGGUCGGAAGAGCUUCGACCUGGGGUCUCCCAAGCCUGGGGAUGAGACGACCCCCCAGGGAGACAGCGCUGACGAGAAGAGCAAGAAAGGUUGGGGUGAAGAUGAGGCAGAUGAAGAGUCACACACACCCCUCCCCCCGCCUAUGAAGAUCUUUGACAACGACCCCACGCAGGACGAAAUGUCCUCCUCUUUGCUAGCAGCCCGGCAGGCUUCCACCGAAGUACCUACUGCUGCAGACCUUGUCAGUGCAAUAGAACAGUUGGUCAAAAGCAAGCUGAGUCUGGAAGGAGGCUCUUACCGAGGAAGCUUGAAAGACCCCACAGGCUGCCUGAAUGAAGGCAUGACCCCACCCACACCUCCCAGAAAUCUGGAAGAAGAACAGAAAGCCAAGGCUCUGAGAGGCAGGAUGUUUGUCCUGAAUGAGCUGGUGCAGACAGAGAAAGACUAUGUCAAGGACCUGGGGAUUGUGGUGGAGGGUUUCAUGAAGAGAAUAGAAGAAAAGGGUGUCCCCGAGGACAUGCGAGGAAAGGAUAAAAUCGUGUUUGGAAAUAUUCACCAGAUUUAUGACUGGCAUAAGGAUGUUUUCCUGGGUGAACUGGAAAAAUGUAUCCAGGAGCAAGACAGAUUGGCACAGCUCUUUAUUAAAUAUGAGCGGAAGCUGCACGUCUACGUGUGGUACUGCCAGAACAAGCCGCGCUCUGAGUACAUCGUCGCCGAGUACGAUGCCUACUUUGAGGAGGUGAAACAAGAGAUAAAUCAAAGGCUGACACUUAGCGACUUCCUUAUCAAGCCCAUUCAGAGAAUAACAAAAUAUCAACUGCUCCUCAAGGACUUCCUGAGAUACAGCGAGAAGGCUGGCUUGGAGUGUUCAGAUAUUGAGAAAGCAGUGGAGUUAAUGUGCCUUGUUCCAAAACGCUGCAAUGACAUGAUGAACCUGGGACGCCUACAGGGCUUUGAGGGGACCCUGACUGCUCAGGGCAAGCUGCUACAGCAGGACACAUUCUACGUGAUUGAGCUGGAUGCUGGCAUGCAGUCGCGGACCAAGGAGAGGCGUGUGUUCCUCUUUGAGCAAAUCGUCAUCUUCAGUGAACUGCUCAGGAAGGGAUCCCUCACCCCAGGCUACAUGUUCAAAAAGAGCAUCAAGAUGAACUACUUGGUCCUGGAGGAGAACGUGGACAGUGACCCCUGCAAGUUUGCGCUUCUGAACAGGGAGACUUCAGAGAGGGUCAUUCUGCAAGCCGCCAACGCUGACAUCCAGCAGGCCUGGGUGCAGGACAUCAACCAAGUCUUAGAAACACAGCGCGACUUCUUAAAUGCCCUCCAGUCGCCCAUUGAGUAUCAGCGGAAAGAAAGGAGCACAGCCGUGAUGAGGCCCCAGCCUGCUAGGGUUCCCCAAGCCAGCCCCAGGCCCUACUCCUCCAUCCCCGUGGGCUCCGAGAAGCCCCCAAAGGGCUCCAGCUAUAACCCGCCUCUGCCACCCCUGAAGAUAUCUACCUCCAAUGGCAGUCCAGGGUUUGACUACCACCAGGCCGGGGACAAGUUUGAGGCCAGCAAGAGUGACCUGGGAGGCUGCAAUGGGGCCUCAUCCAUGGCUGUGAUCAAAGAUUAUUAUGCACUGAAGGAGAAUGAAAUCUGUGUGAGCCAAGGUGAGGUGGUCCAGGUCCUCGCCGUCAACCAGCAGAACAUGUGCCUGGUGUACCAGCCCGCCAGCGACCACUCCCCCGCCGCUGAGGGCUGGGUCCCUGGCAGCAUCCUGGCGCCCCUCACCAAAGCCAUGGCAGCCACAGAAAAUAGUGACGGGAGCAUCAAGAAGUCAUGUUCAUGGCAUACUCUACGCAUGAGAAAGCGGGCAGAAGUGGAGAACACGGGUAAAAAUGAAGCCACAGGGCCUCGUAAACCCAAGGAUAUUCUGGGCAACAAAGUCUCUGUUAAAGAGACGAACAGUUCCGAGGAGUCAGAGUGUGAUGAUCUUGACCCUAACACUAGCAUGGAGAUCUUAAAUCCAAAUUUCAUCCAAGAAGUGGCGCCAGAAUUCCUCAUGCCCUUAGUAGAUGUGACCUGCUUGCUUGGGGACACAGUGACUCUGCAGUGCAAAGUCUGUGGGCGGCCAAAGCCCACCAUCACUUGGAAGGGUCCAGACCAGAACAUCCUUGACACUGACAACAGCUCAGCUACAUACACCGUCUCCUCCUGUGAUUCUGGGGAAAUCACCCUGAAAAUCUGCAAUCUGAUGCCCCAGGACAGCGGUAUCUAUACCUGCAUAGCCACAAACGACCACGGUACUGCGUCAACAUCUGCUACUGUUAAAGUGCAAGGUGUUCCAGCGGCCCCUAACCGCCCCAUUGCCCAAGAGAGAAGCUGCACUUCCGUGAUCCUCCGCUGGCUGCCCCCAUCCAGCACGGGAAACUGCACCAUUUCCGGUUACACCGUGGAGUACAGAGAGGAAGGUUCCCAGGCCUGGCAACAGUCAGUAGCAUCGACCUUGGACACCUACCUUGUCAUUGAAGACCUCAGUCCUGGGAGUCCUUAUCAGUUCAGAGUCAGUGCCAGUAACCCCUGGGGGAUCAGCCUUCCCAGCGAGCCCUCAGAAUUCGUGCGACUUCCAGAGUACGAUGCUGCUGCUGAUGGUGCCACCAUUUCUUGGAAGGAAAAUUUUGAUUCAGCUUAUACUGAGCUGAAUGAAAUUGGAAGAGGCCGGUUCUCCAUAGUAAAGAAGUGCAUUCACAAAGCUACUCGCAAAGAUGUCGCUGUGAAAUUUGUUAGCAAAAAAAUGAAGAAAAAGGAGCAGGCUGCCCACGAGGCUGCCCUGCUUCAGCACCUGCAGCACCCCCAGUACAUCACUCUCCAUGACACCUAUGAGUCCCCCACUUCCUACAUCCUCAUUUUGGAACUGAUGGACGAUGGCCGACUCUUGGACUACCUUAUGAAUCAUGAUGAGCUGAUGGAAGAAAAAGUAGCUUUCUACAUUCGAGACAUCAUGGAAGCCCUGCAGUACCUUCAUAACUGCAGAGUUGCACAUUUGGACAUAAAGCCUGAAAACCUGCUCAUUGACCUACGGAUUCCAGUGCCUCGAGUGAAGCUCAUUGACUUGGAGGACGCUGUCCAGAUCUCAGGUCACUUCCAUAUCCACCACCUGCUGGGGAACCCCGAGUUUGCUGCCCCAGAAGUGAUCCAGGGCAUCCCUGUAUCCCUGGGCACCGACAUCUGGAGCAUCGGGGUUUUGACAUACGUCAUGCUGAGUGGGGUCUCCCCCUUCUUGGAUGAGAGCAAGGAGGAGACGUGUAUCAAUGUGUGCAGGGUGGACUUCAGCUUCCCCCACGAGUACUUCUGCGGUGUGAGCAAUGCUGCCAGAGAUUUCAUCAAUGUGAUCCUACAGGAAGACUUUCGGAGGCGGCCCACGGCAGCCACCUGCCUGCAGCAUCCGUGGCUGCAGCCCCACAAUGGCAGCUACUCCAAGAUCCCCUUGGACACCUCCCGCUUGGCGUGCUUCAUCGAGCGCCGCAAGCAUCAGAAUGAUGUGCGCCCCAUUCCCAACGUCAAGAGCUACAUUGUCAAUCGGCUAAACCAAGGCACGUAG
Messenger RNA from Budorcas taxicolor (takin), 8967 nucleotides. RefSeq names its product kalirin RhoGEF kinase (gene KALRN). The coding region runs from base 1 to 8967 and encodes 2988 amino acids. Lineage: Eukaryota; Metazoa; Chordata; Mammalia; Artiodactyla; Bovidae. Gene Ontology annotation, cellular component: postsynaptic density; cytoplasm. The record is from RefSeq and is a predicted model, not a curated record. The transcript has 60 exons. Gene Ontology annotation, molecular function: protein binding; ATP binding; guanyl-nucleotide exchange factor activity. Gene Ontology annotation, biological process: protein phosphorylation; axon guidance; intracellular signal transduction.